This is a messenger RNA of Beta vulgaris subsp. vulgaris (sugar beet), 579 nucleotides long. RefSeq lists its product as uncharacterized. NCBI's taxonomy places the organism in Eukaryota, Viridiplantae, Streptophyta, Magnoliopsida, Caryophyllales, Amaranthaceae. The transcript has a single exon. Bases 1 to 579 code for a protein of 192 amino acids. The record is from RefSeq and is a predicted model, not a curated record.
AUGCAAAUUCCUUCUUAUUCUAAGUUUCUUAAGGAAAUUAUGUCUAAAAAGAAGUUGGAAAAAUAUGAAACCAUUGCAUUGAGUGAGGAAUGUAGCAGCUGUGAUUCAGAAAAAGCUUCCCCUAAACUGAAAGACCCAGGAAGUUUAUCCAUUCCUUGCACUAUAGGUGAUAUUAAAUUUUCUAAAGCCUUCUGUGAUUUAGGUGCAAGUGUAUCUCUUAUGUCUUUAUCUAUUUGCAAGAAGUUAGGAUUGCAUAAUAUAAAAUCUACUACAGGAUCUUUGCAACUUGCCGAUAGAUCUAUCAAAUAUCCAAUAGGAAUACUAGAAAAUGUGCUAAUUAAAGUCGAUAAAUUAAUUAUUCCUGUUGAUUUCAUUAUUCUUGAUAUGGAUGAGGAUAUAGAGGUACCUAUUAUUUUAGGUAGACCCUUCUUGGCUACUGUUGGGGCUGUUAUAGAUGUUAAAAAUGGUAUUUUAACGUUUGAAAUUUGUGAAGAGAAAGUUCACUCAAUAUAUUCAAUUCUUCUAAAAACAAUUCACAAUGUGAUCUUGUUUGUCAAGUUGAUAUAUUUGAAGACAUGA